This is a messenger RNA of Torulaspora globosa, 2427 nucleotides long. RefSeq names its product translation initiation factor eIF3 core subunit c (gene NIP1). Gene Ontology annotation, cellular component: eukaryotic translation initiation factor 3 complex. NCBI's taxonomy places the organism in Eukaryota, Fungi, Ascomycota, Saccharomycetes, Saccharomycetales, Saccharomycetaceae. Gene Ontology annotation, biological process: translational initiation. The record is from RefSeq and is a predicted model, not a curated record. Gene Ontology annotation, molecular function: RNA binding; translation initiation factor binding; translation initiation factor activity. The transcript has a single exon. The coding region runs from base 1 to 2427 and encodes 808 amino acids.
AUGUCUCGUUUUUUUGCAGCCAAUUAUGACUAUGAUAGUGCAAGUUCAUCAUCAGAAGAGGACUUACUGUCCUCAUCUGAUGAGGAAUCACUAAAUUCUUCUUUGAGCGAAGGGGAGGAGGAAUCCGAUGAUUCCUUUUUCAACGAUUCUGAGUCUGAGUCUGACAUCGACUCGGAUGAUUCGGAGGGCAGACCUUACGGACCCGAUUGGUUCAAGAAAGCAGAGUUCAGAAAGGGUGGGACUAACAAAUUCUUGAAAGGUGCCAACUAUUCAGAUUCGGAAUCGGAGGAUGAAGGCAAGAAAGUGGUCAAGUCGGCCAAGGAGAAGUUGUUGGAUGAGAUGCAAGCCGUCUACUCAAGUAUCGAGAAUGCUGAAAUGACGCAGGACUGGGUGACGAUCUUGGCAGAGCUGGACAAUAUCUCACGUCUCCUGAUCAGAGCCCAACAACAGAACUACGGUACCCCAAACAUUUUCAUCAAGGUCUUGGCGCAGAUCGAGGAUGCGGUGACAGACGCAGAGCAAGCCGAUAUCAAAAACAAGGCUGUUGCCAGGGCCUACAACACGACAAAGCAAAGAGUUAGAAAGGUGGCAAGGGAAAACGAGGGUUUGCUUGCUAAAUUUAGAGAGAACCCAGAAUCCUUCGAUAAGGAAAAUACUGCCGAUCUUGGCGCCGAAGACCGUGAGGCAACUCCAAUUUUCGGUAAGAAAGGUAUUAACCUGUCAUCUUUGGCCACAGCUUCCUCGGAAGUUGGAUUUUUCUCCGCUCUACGAAUCGUGUUGGAUACUAGAGGUAAGAAAAGUGUUGACCAAUAUGGUUUAAUCAAGACUAUGCAGGAAUUGCUCGAGAUCGCCAAAACACCUUACGAGACGAUAAUGGCUUAUCUAACUCUAAUUCCAAUCAGGUUCGACGCUUCUGCAAAUCUUUCGUAUCAGCCAAUUGAGCAAUGGAAGGCAGCUUACAGCGAAACACUCAGACUUUUAGAGAUACUGAAUGAGCACAUCGAUACUUAUCAGGUUUCAGAGUUGGCUGAGCGGAACGAGUUCAUCGAGGAUGAGCCCCAAGCCGACGCUAACGGAGUUAAGAAGAUUUUGGGCUCUGUUUUCUCAUUUGUUGAGAGGCUUGAUGAUGAAUUUAACAAAUCUUUGUUGAACACUGAUCCCCACUCAAGUGAUUAUUUGGUCCGCCUAAGAGAUGAGCAAUUAAUUUACAAUUUGAUUUUGAGGACACAAAUUUACCUCGAGGCUACUCUUCCCGAAGAAGAAAGGGAAAGACUUUUGGCACGUCCUUUGGUUAAAAGGUUGGAUCACAUCUACUACAAAUCAACCUCGCUGAUUAGCAUAAUCGAGAGCAACGCUUGGAAAAGUCUGCCAUCUAAUUUCACUUCCAGUUAUGUUCCUUUCAAUGGUAUCGCCGAUGACAAGUAUGUCACGAACCUAGUUGGAACAUUAGCUGACAGUUUACGCAAACAUAAGAAUGGUGGGUUACGGAAGCGUGCCGUGCUUUAUCAAGUGUACUUCACUGCCUUGAAUAUUGAUUUCAGCACCGCCAAAGAUAUGUUGAUUGAAUCGAAAGUUCAGACCUAUAUCAACAAUUCUGAUCCUUCCCUGCAAAUUCUAUUCAACAGAGUGGUUGUGCAACUUGGUUUGGCAGCAUUUAAACUAUGCUUGAUUGAAGACUGUCAUCAGGUUCUAAACGAAUUGCUAGCAAGCUCGCAUUUGCGCGAGAUCCUCGGUCAACAAACAUUGCAAAGGAUCUCGGCUAAUGUGGGAUCGUCAACUAGUGCAGAUGAACGUGAACAACUGUGCUUGCCUUACCAUCAACAUAUCAACCUAGAUCUAAUCGAUCUUGUUUUCAUGACAUGCUCGCUUUUGAUAGAAGUACCCCAGAUGACGGCAUUCUAUUCGGGCAUCAAAGUGAAAAGAAUUCCCUACUCCCAGAAAUCCAUUCGCCGCGCCUUAGAGCACUAUGAUAAAUCGGCAUUCCAGGGGCCACCGGAGACACUGAGAGACUAUGUUUUGCAUGCUGCUAAGUCGAUGCAGAAGGGUGAUUGGAAAAAGUGUAACUUUUACUUGAGGUCCAUCCCUACAUGGAAGUUGUUAUCCAAUGCAGACACUGUGUUGGAGAGCCUUGCCGAGAGGGUUCAAAUCGGAUCAUUGAAAACAUUCUUUUUCACUUAUAAGAGGUUCUACGACAAAAUUUCUUUGAGCAAACUAUCAGAACUCUUUAACGUUCCACAGGAAAAGGUCGUGGAGAUUAUGGAGUUUGUCAUUGCAGAAUAUGACAUUGACGCUAGAUUGGACGGAAACAAGAGCACCGUUAUUGUUGAAGGCGACGAAAUAACUAAAUUGGAAGAGGUCGCCUUGAAAUUGAACAAGGAAGUAAAAAUUGCAAAAGAACGCUUGAACCCAACCGCUGGUCGUCGUUAA